Lagopus muta (rock ptarmigan) is the source of this 10053-nucleotide messenger RNA. RefSeq names its product synapse defective Rho GTPase homolog 2 (gene SYDE2). The coding region runs from base 244 to 3012 and encodes 922 amino acids. NCBI's taxonomy places the organism in Eukaryota, Metazoa, Chordata, Aves, Galliformes, Phasianidae. Gene Ontology annotation, biological process: signal transduction. The record is from RefSeq and is a predicted model, not a curated record. The transcript is spliced from 7 exons.
GGCGCUUCUCCGAGAAAACGGUACCGAGGCGAGUUUCUCGGCGCUCCGAGCUCCGCUCCGCGGGGCUGUUGGCGGCGCUCCGUGCCGCGUCUGCCCGAGCCGUGUACGCGGUGCGGCUCGGCGCGGUGCCGGCGGGCGGCGGGGAGUGCAGCAGAUCUAAUAGAAAAUGUAUACGUAGCUCCGCGGAGCAGGAAGGAGCCCAAGUCUCCAAAGGCAAGUGAGCUCCCCGAGCACCGGCCACAGAUGAACAGCAUCACUGUUUCUAAGAAGCGCAACUGGCUGCACCAGAGCACCCACCGAGCCCCCCGCCUGGAGGGAGAAAGCACGUGUAAGAAGACACCAGGGGCUGUCACCCAGGCCCCACGGCCCCCCAGCCCGCUGCCCUCACCAAGGGUGCGGGGGGCUCCUGCCAGGUCCCCGGCAGGGCCGGAGCGCCCCAGCCUUGGCUGUGGUGCUGCAAGCGCCCCUCCGAAUGCCACAGGCUCUGCCGCACUGCAACGCUGUGCCUUUGGUGAAGACAACGAUGCAGAUGAUGAAGGAGAAAUAUGGUAUAACCCCAUCCCUGAAGAUGAUGAGCCAGAUGUGCUGAGAGUCCUCCAUCCUGCUGCCCAUAACCCUGUCACUGUGGACUGCCCCGCAGGCUGCUGCAAAAGAUUGCCUGUCCGGGACCUGGGGAGGGCAUUAGGGCCCCUCGAUGUUCCCCUAUGCUCCCCAGAGAGAGCGGGGGACACUCAGCCUGGCGAGCUGGGUCCUGCCGACACCGUGCAGCCCGGAGAGCACCUGCUGCAGCAGCGGCAGAGGUUUGCCAGCAAGCCCCAGAGCGUGCUGGCAGCAGAGGAAAAUCCUGCAUUUAAGUGCCCCUCAGCAGGGCCUGGAGUUGUACUUGCACACAAGAUUGAUAUACCAAUAACAGAAGUUUCUCCUCCAAGUCCUAGUCCCUUGAAAAAAAGUGGAUCAAUCAAUUGGCCUUUCCCCGAUCGAAUCAAAUCUCCCAGAACUGUGAGGAAGCUUUCCAUGAAAAUGAAAAAACUGCCAGAACUCAGCAGGAAGCUGAGUGUCAAGGGAACUUCAAGCCAUAAUAGCUCAGAUAAUCCUUCUUCCCUGCAGAAAGGGAGCUCUCGGGAUACAAGCCAUACAGCGUCUUUGCCAUCUUCUGGAAACUCAACUGCAGCUGCCAGCAGGAACGUCAUAAGUCGUUACCACCUCGACAGCAGUGUGUCAUCACAGCACACCUACAAAAAGAAAAGCUCAAGGAAUUCCAAGUCCUCCAGCAAAGGUGGUUACCUCAGUGAUGGUGACUCUCCGGAACUUUUAACCAAAUCAGGCAAACAUGGACAUGAAACCAAGUGUGGGAAGGGAAAAGAGAGCUUUCCAAGUAACAGUGGUAAAACUGAGAUAGAUAUCGAUGCUUUCAGGCACUACAACUUUUCUGAUCAACCCAAGUGUUCCCAGUACAUCUCUGGACUUAUGAGCAUUCACUUUUAUGGUGCUGAGGACUUGAAACCACCAAAAAUAGACUCAAAAGAUGUCUUUUGUGCAAUACAGGUUGACUCAGUAAACAAAGCAAGAACAGCCCUGCUUACAUGUAGGACAACAUUUCUAGAUAUGGACCACACAUUCAACAUAGAAAUUGAAAAUGCUCAGCACUUAAAGCUGGUGGUGUUCAGCUGGGAGCCCACCCCACGGAAAAACCGUGUUUGUUGUCAUGGCACUGUGGCUCUUCCUACUCUCUUUCGAGUGACAAAAACACAUCAGCUGGCUGUCAGACUGGAACCAAGGGGGCUUAUUUAUGUCAAACUGUCACUUAUGGAACAGUGGGAGAACUCUCUUGAUGGUUUGGAUGCAGAUCGGGAACCAGUGAUGUUUGGUGUAGAUGCUCGAAAAGUGGUAGAGAAGGAAAGUACAGGCCUGAUGGUGCCGCUUUUAAUUCAGAAAUGCGUAAUGGAAAUUGAAAAAAGGGGCUGCCAGGUUGUGGGCCUGUAUCGGCUGUGUGGCUCCGCAGCGGUGAAGAAGGAGCUUCGAGAGGCGUUUGAGAGGGACAGCAAGGCAGUGACUCUCUCUGAAAGCCGGUACCCAGAUAUUAAUGUGAUAACAGGUGUCCUAAAGGAUUACCUGCGAGAACUGCCCUCUCCACUGAUAACCAAACAGCUCUAUGAAGCAGUAGUGGAUGCCAUGGUGAAAAAUCCCUUGAAGAUGGCAGCCGCUGGUUGUGAAAAUGACCCGAGUGACUCUGAGCACACAGCAGCCCUUCUGGAUUGCCUCCCAGAUGUUGAGAAGGCUACCCUGAAGAUGCUGUUGGAUCACCUGAAACUGGUGGCUUCUUACCACGAAGUAAAUAAGAUGACCUGCCAGAACUUAGCUGUGUGCUUUGGGCCCGUGUUACUGAGCCAGAGGCAGGAGACCACCAACCACAACAACAGAGUCUUCACAGACUCGGAGGAGCUUGCUAGUGCCCUGGACUUCAAAAAACACAUAGAAGUUCUUCACUAUUUACUUCAGCUGUGGCCAGUGCAUCACUCACCUGCCCAGGAACCUGCACAUCCCAGCACGCCUCCCGAGCACUUGUUGUCCCUGCGUUACCUGAGGCCGCGGCGGCAGAGACCACAGAUGCUGAACCUGAGCAGCGCUGACGCAUGCGGGAUGCUGCGGCCAAGGCCGGCUGGCCUGGACAGCCCUUCCAGCAACCGCUACGCAGGUGACUGGAGCGGCUGUGGGGAAAGCUACUUCUGCAGCCCCGGGGACUGCCUGGGCGAGGCAGACUAUGACGAUGUCCCUUCGGAGGACUCAGAGAGUGGGGAUGACAGCAGCAGAGUCGAUGAUGCCGACGGCCUGAUGAAGCGCCCGCAGCCCCUCCCCGGAGAACACGCGUUCCAGAGCUAUCUGACAAUGCAGGCGAUAGACUCAGCGGGGAGCCACAGGGCGAACCUCAAGGACCUACAGGAAAGUAUCGAUACCCUGAUAGGAAACCUGGAAAGGGAACUCAACAAAAACAAGCUGAACAUGAGCUGCUGAGCCCGGUCCUGCGUGGUGCCUCCUGCUGCGUGCUGCAGCAAGGCUGUGGCCUGCCGUGUGAACGAACCCACUGACAGGCAUUCCCUCCUGUUUGUGCAUUCCUUGUAGAAGAGCGUGUUAACCUGAUUCUGGUGUUUAAGGCAAAAGCUGAGAGACCACAAAGUGACUCCACGUAGUAACAUUUCUCCCUAAAAAUGCUGUGCCCUUUGGUGGGUGGCAUCUGACAGCAGGGCAGACACCAUACACUGCUUGUAACAGCAGGGCUCUUCCUCCUGAAACUCAGCUCUGGUACAGAAGUUCCUCUCAGAAGGGGACUAACGCUGCUUGGCCUGAGCUUUGCAGCAUCAACUUCAGACAAACUCAUUUUACUAUAUAUGCAAUGGCUGCUAUGAAAAGUGCUUUAUAUAUAUAUAUAUAUAAUAAUAAUAUAAAUAUUUAUAUAUAAAGUUUUAAUUGUACAAAUAUUAAUGUAUUCAUGUAUUAACACUUUUCAAUAAUUAAUUAUUUAAGCAAGCAAAAAUUAAAUAUUUUUCUAACCUUGUUGUAUAUAUCUGUGUACAAACAUGCAUGUCUCUGUCCACCUUGAGAGGUCCCGGAGUUCUGAAACAUCCCAUUCGAAGAGAGUGAUGCCAAGAGGAAGCUGCUUUGUGUGUAGCACAGCACUGGAUUUGUGCAGAGAAACACAUCCAGCAAGAAGGCAGGGUAGAUGGUUAACUUAACAGCUUCUGAGUUGCCAGGCAUUGGUUCACAUGUGCUCCCCUCAAAUCCACCCCAACCUUUUACAGUAGUUGUGAGGGCUUUCCAGGAUUUCUAGCAGUGAACUGUGCUGCUGCCCUUCAGGGUGAUCAGUGUGUGCAAUAAGGAGAUGAACGCACUGUUCUGUAGUUUUAUUCUACAGAUUUUUCUGUUUUUUUUUUUCAUGUAAAGGAGGGUCCUGAGGUGCUCACUUCAUAUUUUCACACAAUCACAGAAUCCUUAGAGUUGGAAGGGACCUUUAAAGGUCAUCUAGUCCAGCUCCCCUGCAAUGAACAGGGACAUCCACGGCUGUUUUGAAGACUUCUGGUGUGUCCUGGUAAGCUCAGACUUGGUCCUGGCUGUUUUGAUGCUUCUUUUUGCUGCAGAGCUCCAUGUGCAUUAGUUGAGCUGCAUGUUCUGGCUACCGGUAGGAGUGCCUGAGCCCCUCUGGCUCUGGAGAUGCAAUCUCAAGUUCUACACAAAGGCAGUCAGGUUUUCUGACUCUUUCGGGUAAAGUGAUCUCCCCCAGUGGAGCCGGGUGGGUGGGGUGUUAUGGGAAGCAGGGUGGGAUUGUGGUUCAGCUCUGAGAUGCCCAGCACCAGGGCUGUGUCAGCCAAAAGGACAGAGCUUAACUCUCCUUGUUCAUCUGGAUGGUACUGGCUCCCUGCCAUGGGUACUGUGGGUAAGUGCUUUGCUCUAACCGCUGCUUCCUUGUACUGCUUGUGAGGUUAUUUAUUUACAGGAGCAAGGAAUUAAAUACUAGGACAGACUUCAUCCCUCUUUUUUUAAGAAUUACUUUAGCAUGGUCUCAAAUGGUUUAAUCAGUCCCGUUAAUUUAUUUUUUUCUAAGUGUUAAAAGAUUCAUAACAGUUAUUGCAAUAUAAUGAUAAUGUAUGAAAAUGUAAAUUUAACCGGAAACAUUUAUCAAUAAAUCAAUGUAUUUUUUUAAACUUUUAUACCUACAGAAUGGGCAAUACAUUUUGAACAAUAAAUUUUAAUUCUAAAUAAAAUUUGAUGAAGAACAGAAUUUGACUGAGCCCAGUUACUGUUCUUUAAAGCCGUGUAAGGUUGUGCCAUGUAUUUGCACUGGCUGCAUGCAGGAGUUCCUUCCAUACAGGUACUUAACUUCUGGGAAGAUGUAUUGAACACUGGGUGUGAAAAUCUGCUAGCAUUAUUAAAAGGUGGGGGUGUUAAAGUUGCUCAGUAAGCAUUACCUUAAGCUUUCAUCUUUUAUAGUAAUCUUGGCGAUGACAAUGAGUGCAGUUGAAUAAGCAGAUGCUUUUUCUACAGAAAGCUGUAAGUUGGUGCAGCAAUGUGCUGCUCUGUCAAGUUUUAAUGUUUUAAUCUUACAAAAGGAAAUGAAUGACCUGAUAGAUGUUAUUAAUGUAACUGUAUUUAAUUAUACUAUAAUAAAGCAAAACCACUUCAGAAGGGGUAGUAUUCAAAUGAAACAUUUGCUGUUAUUCCGGUUAUGGCCACUUGUAGGACAAACUUUACAUCCUGGUUUUGACCAGAGAGCUGCUCCUGCUGGCCUAGGUAGCAACCAAGAGUUUUCAUUUGUAAGAUAGUUCUACAUUAUUGAAACUAAGGUUUCACCAGGGAAAGAAGAAAUGUGUCCAUAGGUCUGUGCUGCCAGGUAUUCAGGGUCUAACACACCUGGGUUCAGGAAUGGCCUAGCCAGUUCACAGACUUUGUUUAAGCAGGACUGUCUGAAUGUUGCUUCUAGCUGGGGAAAACUUCGCAUUGUGACGGGCUGCAACAGGAGAAUGGGCUGGGCUGCUUCUCCUCCUGUCUGCAGCAUCCCAGGCUGGCUGGAGCCCACAGGAGUGAGCAGGGGAUGGGUAUGAGUUGGGUGGGAUGAAGAGCGGAAUCCCCUGCAUGGAUCUGGGGUUCUUAAGCUUCCGGGGGCCCACAUCCCCAGACAGAAACUUCAGGUCUUCAGAAUUUUUUUGCCCACGUGUAUAAUGUGUAUGGAUUUUUAUUAAUGCACAAGCAAGGAGCAUAGCUGCAGCUGUUCAGAUGUUCUAAAUAUAUCCCAACAGCAGAUAUUCAGGGGGUUUACAGUAUAAAUCUAUAAAUCUGAUAAGUCAGAGGUACAGCUGGUAUUUCUGCUGCCAGAUCUUAACCCUUUCAACUUCCUCCCCAUCCUGAGGUUUGGGGUGUUUUAACAGUGGAACUAUCUUUUCAAAUAAGAAGUCUUCUUCAAAAACUGGAGCUAGAAACACUUGAAAGAUGGUUAUUGAAGAUCAGGGGAGGAGUUUUGGUAUUUCUUUUGAUAGUAACUACAUACCAUGGCAUUGGUUUUAAAAUGCCAUCUGAGGCAACGAAUUAACUGCUUUCAUUUUGUUUGACUCUUUCAGAGCCAUGUGGGAUGUUCUGUGCUUUGCCAUAACAUCAGCCAGGUCAGAUCAGCCUUGAAGCAGCCUGCUGUAAGGUCAUGCAAAGCAGUCCCUCUGGGUAUUGGAACAUCCGGGAUUACCCUAGAGAGGGUAGAAGAUCACAACAGAAUGUGUAAACUCAUGUAUCUGGCACUGGAGAUUAGCAGGGAAGUGCCUCUGCUCUGUUUUCUUCAUGGCAUUGAUCUGCUGCCUCCUUUUUUGCUGCCUCCUUUCCCUUACCAUCAGAAAACCCAGCUGAAAUCCCACUGUCUUCCAACUUGCAAACCAGAGAGCUACUUUGUAGCAUGCAUUGAACUUGUCCGAGUUUUGCACUGAAAUCCAGCUCCCCGAGGCAGUGUAUGGGGUUGUCCAUGUGGUUCAUGCUGUGGUGGAGGGGGCAGCCUGGCUACAGCCCAGUGCCUGGACAUUGAUACAGUGAGAAUAAGGCUGAGCAUGUGCUGAUAAUGGGGUGAUGGGGCAGGACAGCCAAUGUGCAGGGAAGGCAGCACUGACUGUCCUUGCCUGGAUCAGUGGGGACAUGCUGAGACCUCCACUCCUCUACAUGGUAGGGAGGGGAGGCAGCGGGAGCGUUCCAGGUAAGCCAUGGCCGUACGGUUGGCUUGUUAUGUAGUUGGCAGUUAAUAAAAAAUCUGCUAACAAUAAUCUGCAGUCGUGUUCGGUGCAAUCCCAGACUGAUAACCAAGAGCGGAGCUCUGUGGUGAGUCAGUGGUGGGAUGUUUGCAUGUCCCUGUGAGUCAGAUUGUUAGUUAAAUAUUGGUUUAGCAGGGGAACUGUGUUCCCUUCCUGUUGGAGCUCUGACUGCAAACAGUGGUGCAGGUGGUAGGGAUGGGCUUACUGAGUUUUCUUUGGUUUUAGUUUACAGGUAGUUUCAUAUGAGGAGCAUGAUAUAUUUUUAUAAGUUUUAGACUAAAGACUAACGAGCAAAAGGCCAUUUUUCAAACCAAGUCCAAUGCAGUCGCACCAAACCUGUCUUAAAUCCAACUGAACUUGAAAGUGGUAAAACUACAUGACAAGGAGAUCUUGGCAGCUGCAGGGGUGUUUUAAGACUACCUCAAACCAGUGUGCAGUGCCUGUUACGGGAUGCAGGAAGCUGACUCCUCGCCUGUUCUGUAGCCAUUAGACCAUGUUUUGCUCCAAUGAAACAGAGCACCAGAGCUGGCCAUCGCCUGUCAGCUGGAGUUCCUCUGCACAUCCUCUGUGUGUCAGUUUUCUGCUUUGGUUCCUGCUGUGGAUGUCUGUUAUUCAGGAGCCAGUGACUCCUGUCAAACAGUUCAUUGAGCCAUGGAAAUUGUGAAUUUGCCCAUCCAGAGUUUAACCUGUCUUCCACUGAGACAUUUAAUUUCUCCUUGCCAAUCCAUGCUCAGUUAUGUGUGCUGGCCUGGCUAUUGGAACCAAGCAGUAAGCAGAGCACUGCAUACGGAGAGUUAUCCUAGGGAUGGAGGGUGAACAUUAAUAUUAAUGAGCUGUUACUCAUUUACACCAUAAAUGUUGAAACUUCUCUGUAACACAGUUCAAUUUCACUCGAGAAUAAUUAUCUUCUGACAGAAUUACAAGCCCUCAGCAGCUGCAGUGUGCUUAGUAGAGGCUGUUUGUUCUGAGCGGCACUGACUUAUGUGAUGGAACAAUCUAUUUUAUGGCUUUGGUUCUCAGCUUGUGAAGCAUUUGCCAGGCUUAAAUAUAAUUAUUUUCUAAUCUGAUGCUGACAAGUGGAUGUAGUUCGGCUUGAAAAAUUUGGAGCACAGAUCUGUGCUUUUGGUUCAGCAGCUGCUGGAAUUUUUUCUUAGUAAUUAACACAGUUCUUUCUGAAGCAUCAGCACGUGGCUUUGGCAGCAGCACAAGGGACUCAGCCUGGUGGCUGUUCUGUUCUUGUCUUAGAGAUUCGGUUAUCUUUCUAAGAACUCAAAGCUUUCUAAAUGUGUCUAGACUUCAAUAAAUAAACCACAGAGCCUUUUCACUGGGAUAAUCUUUACAAAUGUUUCAUGAUCUCUCAUGAUCCAUAAACUUGCAUACUGUAUAAAAUAAUGCUUUCCUAUGAAUGAUCUCAGUGCAGGUUUCCUGUUGUUACACUUUGAAAGUGAGUUUUCAUUUCACACGCAUGUGAAUAUCUACCUGCACAGAUGAGUGUGUGAAUAGCAAAGCCAUAGAAAGAAUUAAAGAGUAUUUAUCAUGCACUCUCAAUUGAUUUCCUCCCAACUGCCAUUAAUCUGUUUUAAGCAAUACCUCUGAGACUUUUAAAAUUACAUAUUAAUGUAAAGGUUUCUUAGGGAUGUGAAGCACAGUAUAAUGUUUACAUUCAAAUGGAUGGCUGAGGAUCAGAGAAAAAGUAUGGUGUCAAGAAGAUACCCUGAUUUUCCAUAGAGAUAUUUUCAGGCAUUGAGAACGUGCCCGUGAGUUUGUGCAGUAAGAAAAGAAAUAAGCAGUAUGAACUUUUUGGGGAUCAAAACAAGAUUUAAUUUGAAACAUUUGGCAUUAGAACACAAACCCGGAGCAACAACAAAACCUGAGGAGCUCUGUAGGAGCUGGCUGCGGCAAUCGCCUUGGAGAGCCUUUAAUAAAUGGCUUAAUCGUAUCGCCCUCUGCCGGAGCGACGGGAGAUUGCAGACUGAUGUGCGGUGAAAGCUCUGCCGGGAGAACCGUGAGGUGGAUGCAAGUAAGUUGUUACACGCUGCUCAGCAGAAUCCCAGAAUCGAAUGCUUCUGCAUUUGGAUUCCAAAGAGAGACUUGGGUUUUCUUCUGACUUGCUGAAGGGGUAUUCAUUUCCCUGGAGAAAAAUCUGUGCACAGAGGAAAGAGAUCCAAGGUUGAAAAAUCCAUUGAAAAGAAAUACUGGUUAGAGCCUUUUCAUCCACUCCACCCCAACAGGAAAACUUUUCCUGAAGGCCACAGAAGAAACUGCACGCAGUACCUUUUUUUUUUUAAUGUUUCUGGACAGAGAUGAGGAUGCAGUGACUUUUCUUUGAAAAUGAGCUCAUUACUGCCCAUUUCCCUGUUUUUAUCUGUUCAGGUGUGUUUCUUCUUUAGAAUUCCAGAAGGCAUUUCACAACUGUAACAAAAGCUAAAAGUUAAAACAGACUGUUCCUAAUGAGAAACACAGUCCUGCUUUGCUCGUGAAGGUGGGGAUUAAACUAUUGAAGAGAGGAAAAUAUGGAUGGGCCACAGAGAAGUGAAUGAAGGGAGAAAUAUUUCAUAAAGGCAGAAAAAGGAACGGCUGGGAAGCCCUAGGCUGAGAGUAAAUUUGCCAAAUGAAAUGCACAACAAUAUAGUAUCAAUUUCAAAUAUGUAUAGUGUCAUGUAUUCUGGUUGGGCUUUCAUUAUUUUUAAUGUUGUAAUUUAUGGGUGAAUAAUUUAAUUUGUACAGUGAUAAACUGAAAGAUAAUUUCUGAAUGGAACUGGAUUUUAACUAUUUCAGAUUUUCCCGGCCUGAGCGGAUCUCUGCUGGGCACCAUUUUGUGUGUGAAAGAGAAUCGUUUGCUUUGGAGUGCUGAUGAACGUGCAUGGCUUUAAGUCUGUUUAUUUACUUGUGUUCACUUAGCGGAUUUGACUGAACAGAAAAGUGAAUAAAGCUGCUUGUCAGAUAACAAGAGAUUCUUUGCAAAAUCAUACAGAAUUCUAAAUGGUUCUGUGUGUAACAUUGAACAUCUCUUAUUUUUUUUUCUUCCUCUGAAUCCUCCAUUUUACAUGCUUUCAUUGAACUAUUUUUCUCCUUUUGUCCAUCGAGUGAUAAAUGCUAAACUGCUUGAAGAUGUUGUUACUGAACUUUCUGUUUUCAUACAUGAAUUACAAUUUUAUUUUGUCAAGCAGUGCAAGAAUUUGGAAAUAAACAUUUCCUUCCACUUUUGCUGUUGUUGUUGUGUGAUAUUCCUUUCUGUUUUUCAAGUGAAUCAGCAGAUGUCAUUUUCAUGAUACUG